AUGGCAGCAAGUAAGAAUGGAUUGGUCAAGGUUGUGCAAUGUUUGCCAUCAUUUGAUUUUGGCGGUUUUGUAGAUUCAUUCACUGAAGCUGCCAAAAACAAUCAAUUCAAAGUGACAGAUUAUUUGGCAAGAGAAUGCUUUUCAAAGAAUACUAAUAUUCUUCAAGGUGCUCAAGAUGACAAAAAAAUUAAACUUUUAAAUGCAUUGUAUUAUGUCAGUAGUGAUGAAACUCGAUUUGAAUCAUAUUGGAAUGAUUUUAAAGCACUCACAACCAACUCCAAGAUGGUCUCUCAAUUAUUAACACUGCCACCAUUCUACUCAACAUUUAAUCGUUGUCAAAUAUCCAAUGUGAUUGACUGGACCCUUAAAAACUACUCAAGAUUUUAUGAUGGUCCUGAAAGAGAUCAAUAUCAAAUGCAACCAUUACAAUUGUCCAAUCCAGACAACACCACCGACUACUAUCUACAUCCAUUCAACACCUACUAUAUCAUCUCUAAAUAUAAACAUGAUCCACAAUUCAAUCAAAUAAUCAAUUUUAAUGAUUUUGAUAUCAAUCAAUUUUAUUUUAAUAAUAUUAGGUUUGGUUUGAUUCCUCUCCACUAA
This is a messenger RNA of Cavenderia fasciculata, 603 nucleotides long. RefSeq lists its product as uncharacterized. The transcript has a single exon. NCBI's taxonomy places the organism in Eukaryota, Evosea, Eumycetozoa, Acytosteliales, Cavenderiaceae. Bases 1 to 603 code for a protein of 200 amino acids. The record is from RefSeq and is a predicted model, not a curated record.